Molecule: messenger RNA, 357 nt
Organism: Tilletiopsis washingtonensis
Lineage: Eukaryota; Fungi; Basidiomycota; Exobasidiomycetes; Entylomatales
Exons: 1
Coding region: 1-357 (118 amino acids)
Source: RefSeq, a predicted model, not a curated record
AUGUCCUCCGCCACACCAGCCCGCGCGCCCUCGCCCGCCACGCUCGCGCGCGAGCUGCACAGUCCCGCGCUGCUCGCCUUCGCCAGCACGCUCGUGCCCGCGUCCACCUCCUCCCCCUCGUCCUGCUCGGAGACCGACGUCGCCGCCGCCGCCGCGCUCGACGCACACACCGGCACGGCCGCACGCCUGCGCCGCCUGGCGUACGGCGAGGCGCAGAGCCCGGGCGGCGCGCUCGAGGGCCUGCAGGAGAAGGUGGCGGCGGCGCAGGCGCGCGAGGAGCGCCGACUGCAGACGCUCGAGAAGGCCAGUGCGCUGCUGCAGGCGCAGAUGGACGCAGCAUCGCAGCAGGCAUCCUGA